AAACACAACUCUUGAAUAUAAUGAUAACUUAGUUGCAAAGAACAAUGGAAAAAUCAUUAAGAAAACAACAACUGUCAAGAAAACCACCCCAUUUAAGAGACCAAUACCAAUCAGCAGCAGAAAAGCAGAUGUAAUACAGGAAAUGAAUAUCCCAAACCACAAACACCUGAAGUCCAUAAGUAUGUUAGAAGUAGAUACAACUGAUGUCAGCAUGAAAGAAGACCUUUAA
Molecule: messenger RNA, 229 nt
Organism: Acaulospora morrowiae
Lineage: Eukaryota; Fungi; Glomeromycota; Glomeromycetes; Diversisporales; Acaulosporaceae
Source: the annotation of a GenBank genome assembly